AUGAGCGCAAUGGCUGAUCUCUUCCUUAAUCUAGAUUAUCCUCGCGUCCAACAGGAGCCUAUUCGUGCUUUGUCUACUGUGCGCAUCAAUCCUCGGAUUGAAUCGGUAUUGAUAAACAACCACUCAAUUCGCGAUAUUGGUCUUCUAGCAAACUAUAAGCAUAUUCGUACCAUAAGUCUGGCUCACCUGCGGCUUGACACUAGCCUUUCAGAGCUGCUGAUCUUCUUAGGAGAUGCAGACAAAUUUCCAAUGGUCAAGGAGAUCAGCAUUGAUAAUGUUGUUUUUCAAGCAAGGGAGGAAGAGCAGACGCUUUUAAAGGAGCACCCUUCUCUUAGCGCCUCUGUUCGGCGGCGCUAUAGCCAUGUCCGCAAAUUAGCCAUAUCCGGAGUCUUCAUUCCGGGAAAAACGCCAGUCCAAACAUUUAUUACCAUGGCCUCUGUUGCACUCAAUGCACUUACUCUGUGCGAGCUUCAGCUAGACCUCCAAUCUCAAGCCAACAGUUCCGAUACAACGCACACCGAUCUUGCACACAUUGUCGGCCUACUGGUUGCUUUUCCAAACUUGCAAACGUAUAACACAGUCCAGAUAACGGACCAACUGCAGAGCCUAUCACGAAGCCGGGCAUCUGAGCUCCUUCUUUCUAUGAGAGCUCGGCUACAAGAUGCGAAGGGCCUUCUCGAAGAAACGAUUAUGCAGCUCAACAAGCGAGGGGAGACAAUCAAGAGUCUGAAGGAUGCGCUAGCUGAGACUAAGCAUGAGAAGGAGCAUCUAGAAGAGGAGGUACUUUCGCUGUCUGCCACGUGUGCCACACUGAGGUCCAGCAAUCUCAGACUAUCUCAAAGCAAUGAUCUUCUAGACUAUCUUGGUGCUAGUGCACAGACAUUCUGCAGCACGCAUCAACCUGAACUUUCUGGGACUGCUGCUCCUCUAAAACUAACAGACUCAUCACCAUCAUUAUCCUUAUCAUUACAGCAACAACAACAACUCUGUUCAUCGGCAGUGGCAGAAACUCAGACGGACCCUGGGCUGUUGGUACCAUCUGUCAGUCGGGCUGUUGCAGCACAACCUUCUCGACCAAUGCUUCCGUGCCAGGACCCUCUUCAAGAGAAUUAUCCUCUGCAUCUCCUCGAUAAGCGUCCAGAGCACUCCAUCGAUGAAGUCUCAAGCACCUUCAGAUUGCUGUCUGAAAGCAUAGCUCUGGCAAGGGCUGAGGUACAAUGCAACAGAAUCGGAAUGGUAACCGAGGACUUGUAUAGCCAGUUCAAUCAGAAGAUACGGCAGAAGAAUGAUGAAAUUAAAAUCCUUGUAGAUGCCCUUGUGCAGGUUCACAACGAAGAGGAGCAGUCGAGCUACCAUGACAAAGCAGAACUAGCAAAGGCGCGAAGAGCCAUUUCUAAUCUUACAGAGGAGAUAGAGCAGCUGCGGAACGCCGUAGGAACUACGCAGGAGAAUUUGCAAGAAAUGACUGCCGAACGCGACGAUUUAGCCUCCAAUCUUUCCCGAGUGGAGAAGGAAUUAGCCUCCACAAUUGAAAAUCAUCGAGCUGAGCUAGCUGCUAUUCGAGAAUCAACAAUGGCAGAAGCAGAGAUGACCAUUACCGGCAAGAUGAUGGAGGCUAACGCCCACAUUCGCUUGCUGGAGGAUAAUAUCGUCAGCAUGACAGAUCAAAUUAAACUGCAGGAGGCAGAGCUUGCUGUGAUAGAGGAAGGUUACUGCAAGAAAUGCAUGCUAGCGUCUCUCACGCGGUUUGGCGUAUCAAGUCCACCAGGGGAGGGUAUCCACGCCGCCUCUUGCGCAGCAACUCAGACAGACAAGGCCACUAAUAGUGUAUCCACUGCAUGUCAGCAUAUUAUGGCAACUUCUAACAAAGCCACACACACGAUGCUUAUAUCAACAGUGACACUCGUCACGAAGUCGGUUGCAUGUCAAGCAAGCGGCGACGACUCUGAGCCUGUAUCCCUACAGUGCUACUCGCUCCAAAGCCCCAUCCACACCACCAGCUGUGCGGUUCAAACGGACGUAUGCCCGGAGAUGGGGCCUGCCGAGCUCAUAAGUAGCGUGCUUCAAGCGCCCCGAUUUGAGGAGGCUUUGCGAGAAACAAAGCAGCAGUGCAGUGAGCUGAAAGCGGAGUGUGCCGCUCGAGAAACUGAACUUAAAGCUCUUCUACAAAAGCAUCAGAAGCUCAACGAUUGCAACCAGAAGCUAGUUGCUGAGUGCACAAGGCUUAACGCGGAGCUGUCACGGCAGAGAAUCAGAUCCUCUUCCCCUCGGGUCUCGUCGACAAUUGAGAUUGAUAAUGUUAAUGUAGAAAAAACAAAGCUGUUGUUAGAUCUGAAUAAAGCACUGCAGCAGCGCGACGCAUACAAGCAGAAUCUCAGAAAAGCUAUUGUCUACGUAACCAAGCUCAUGUCACUGCGCACACAUGGCGCCGAAGCGUUGAGACAAGGAGAAAAGAAAUACAGACUGCUAAAGGGCAAAGAUGAAGCGGGAGAACACGACGUAUAUGAGGAACGAAUAUUAAAGCUUCAGCACCAAGUGCGGCAACUUGCUAGACAUAAAUCAGAGCAAACCAAGUAUGCUGAGGCCGUUAUUGGGAAGCAAGACAUGAUGCAACAUCACAAUCUGUGCCCUAGGCGGGCCAGGUCCGAGCAUGCCGCCAUGUGCAGUCCCGCUAUGAGCCAGGAACUAAUAGAAUCUCUAGAGGAGCUUGCCAAGCGUGUCGAUGCGAUGCUUCCCGAUAAGCGAGGUAGCAAGGUUUAA
This is a messenger RNA of Giardia duodenalis, 2760 nucleotides long. RefSeq lists its product as uncharacterized. Gene Ontology annotation, cellular component: Golgi membrane; Golgi cisterna. Gene Ontology annotation, biological process: Golgi organization; retrograde transport, vesicle recycling within Golgi. The coding region runs from base 1 to 2760 and encodes 919 amino acids. The transcript has a single exon. The record is from RefSeq and is a predicted model, not a curated record. Lineage: Eukaryota; Fornicata; Diplomonadida; Hexamitidae.